UCGGGGUUACAGACACGAGUCUCGUUAAACACAAUAACCAACCAACCAAAAGUCACUGUGUCACAGGCUACACACGUCUGCACAACCGCCCAGCCAUUUACCCACCCAUCCCUUCCCCCCAUCCAUCGAGUCAGUCACCGGCAGCUGUGGGUGAGAGUGGUUGCUCCGACAGAUCAGUCACCUGCAGCCGCCUCUCAUUGAUGAUGAGAGACGACUACGGGUGAGCUGUCAGUGAGUGAACACCCCACAGCCACGACAGAGCCAGCGCAUUAGCUAUCCACACACCGCUAUCGAGAGACAGACAUACAUGGCUACCAUUCCACCCUUCAAUGGGACACCUCGCCGUCAGGGAGCACCUCAUCUGGUGCCAUGCACACACACCACACACACGCGCUUCUUCUGCCUCGUCAAUCCUCGUUAUCCCUUCCUCAAUCACUCACCGACGACGAUUCGGUAGUGCACGGUGAGCUGGCCGCCUGGGGGGAGCAGUGGGCGGCUCAUCGGCUGCCGCUGCUGUUGCUGUGGGAGGGAGGGCAGCGCGUCUGGCCCGAAGAGCAGGUGUCCGCCCCCCUGCGGGCCGCACGCCAUGUACUGCUUCCGCACACGCGAUAGGGUAAGCUGCACAUACAGACAGGGAGAGAAGGAAGCAAGCAAGGAAGAACACCCGUCAUCAGACUAUCAUCAGCCAUGCACCCAUCGAGCAUAGACACGCAUGGAUCUGAUAAACACUGAUCACACCAACCUUCAACACAUCCCCCUCGGCUGUUCUCGCCGCCUGCACACAAACACACACACACACACACACACAGAGAGAGAGAGAGAGGGGGGGGGGGAGGAAGAGAGUGCGCACGAGGUUCCCGUUUCGGUUUGCCGUUCUUCCUUCUGUCUCCUCUCCUCCCCCUCGCUCCUCCCUGGCUGACCGUGCUGGUCACUAUCAUGGUCUCGGGGUUGACGUCCACCUCAGCAAACGCCUGGAAACACUCGUGGAACGAAUCUAGGGAGCCAGACGCACCGAGGCCUGGCGCAGGGGUGUCUGCCGUAGUGACCACACACAACACAACACAACGAGGCGCGACAGACAGACAGACAGACAGACAGAAAUGGGACUCUGUGUGCUGGCCGUGUUGUGAAGGCUGGGGGGGGGUACCUGGCAGCCUGAUGGGGACUUUGAUGGAAAAACGGAGGACGCUGUGCAGAUCGGGGCGGUAACGGAGAGCUAACUGUGCAUCUGCUUUAUAUCACAACGGCCGCAAUGGUUGGUUGUCGGCACACGUGUGUGUGUGUGGCCUCUCGCUCACCGUGCCACACGGGUUUGUUGGUCAUCGUGCCCCUAUUGGUGUUCCGCAUCCCCACACCAAGCUGCUCCUGGCAGGGGGCGCUGAUCGUCAGCACUUACCACACACACACACACACACACAAAGAAAGAGGAGCUCACUGGCAUCUCAUCAGUGUCCCCCCCUCCCUCCCUGUCUGUCCUGGUGGUUUGCUUAUGCUUACGCCACUGGUUGAAUUUGAAGUCUUGCGCGGGUUCGAAUGCGAUGUGGGUGAAGACGAAGCAGGGGCCCUUGUACCCACACACGCGACGGCGGAUGGCCUCCAGGCUGGUCGUCUCGGGCGCAAACCCCCGCCUCUUCAUGUCCGCCAACCUGCAUAGAUCACAACACAGCACAGCACAGCAACCAUUCACCACACAAGCUGCGGCGCGUGCUGUGAUGCUCACUCACUGCAUGACAUGACCCACCCACCCUUUGUGAUCUAUCGGGAGGUCCAUCAUCUGUGUCUGCUCCUCCUGCUCUAGCUUCUGCUCGUCCCUGGGCGCCUUGGCCAUCCUCGUGAAGGUGAUGGCCUCGCUCCCAGUGGUUCCGCCCUCCGACGGGCACCCCCAGCCGAACUCGUACUCCCCGCCCUCACCAGUACCAUCGUCCCCGCCACCAAAUAUCCCCGAACUCAUCGGCUGCAAGGCCUGAUGCCUCGUUUUGCCGCCAUAAGAUUCGCUAACAUGGAACGGCCCUGCAUGUUCCAUUGUGGCCGGGGCUAUGUGGAUCUUUCUCACCCGGCCGUGUGUCCGCCGCCGCCGCGGCCCCCC
Messenger RNA from Vitrella brassicaformis, 2086 nucleotides. Lineage: Eukaryota; Vitrellaceae. The record is from the annotation of a GenBank genome assembly.